Molecule: messenger RNA, 393 nt
Organism: Strongylus vulgaris
Lineage: Eukaryota; Metazoa; Nematoda; Chromadorea; Rhabditida; Strongylidae
Source: the annotation of a GenBank genome assembly
AUGGAAGAACCAAAGAAGGAGCCCGCACCACCACCUCCUCCAGCAGCCGAGCCUCCUCCUCCCGAAAAACCAGCAGAACCAGUUCCACCGCCUGACAAGGCUGUUGAACCUACUCCAUCAGCGCCGGCACCUGGAGAUCAGACUGCUGGGCCGCCACCAAGAGACAAGCCUGCGGAUGCUGCAGUGGAACCGAGUGCACCGCCAGCAGGAGAAAAGCCCGCAGAGCAAGCUCCACCACCACCAGGAGAUAAGCCCGCUGAACAAGCUCCACCACCGCCAGGAGAUAAGCCUGCAGAACAAGCUCAACCACCAUCAGCAGAUAAACCUGCAGAACAAGCUCCACAGCCACCGGGAGAGAAACCAGCAGAGCAAGCUCCACCACCACCAGGAGAC